AGGCAAUGCUGUUUCAGUAUAAAAGCUCGGAGCGCAGGCGUCGAGCGACCAGAGCGACGCGAUGAGUCUUCAAGUUGUAGUGUUGUUGGCGGCGGUGGCGUGCGCUCGCGCGGCGUCGGUGGGCGCGGGCGGGCACGAGCCCAUCAUGCUCGACUACCACGACGCCUGGGGCGUGCCUGAAGCCACGCGCAUUCGACAGGCUGAGCAGGCUUUCGACUUCGACGGAAGUCGCAUCUUCGGAGGGUCCGCUGCUAGUGUUGGAGCGCAUCCUCAUCUGGGUGGUCUAAUCGUGGUCCUGCCGGACAACCGCCAGUCUGUCUGCGGUUCAUCUCUCCUGACGAACACGCGCUCGGUGACGGCGGCGCACUGCUGGAUCGUGCGCGGGCAGACGGCGCGCUCCCUGACCAUCGUGUUUGGCUCCAACCGCCUGUUCAGUGGCGGCGUACGUCUCACCACUACCAGCGUCACCACGCACGCCAACUACAACCCCAACAACUUGAACAACGACGUCGGCAUUGUCAACCACGGAUUCGUCUCCUUCACCAAUACUGUGAACCGUGUUUUGUUGCCUUCUGGCUCUAAUACCUUCGCUAAUACGUGGGGCGUUGCAGCAGGAUACGGAUCAACUGGCCACAAUGUACCCAUCAAUAAUAACCAGGGUAAGAACCACGCCAACUUGCUGAUAAUUUCGAACGCGGAGUGUAUGACGACGUUCGGUCCCACGAUCAUCUCGUCGACGCUGUGCGCGCGCGGCCAGAACAGCGCCAGCAUUUGCCCCGGCGACUCAGGCGGCCCGCUCACCAUCGGCAGCGGGAACAACCGCCAGCUCGUUGGCAUCUCCUCCUUCGUCUCGGCGCGCGGCUGCCACCUCGGCAUGCCUGGCGGCUUCGCUCGCGUCACCUCCUUCCGCUCCUGGAUCGAUGCCAGGAUAUAAACCGAUUCUAAGCUCUGAGGAGUGAGCACGAAAAACUAACGAAGUAUUGGUGUCGCUAUCGUCAAAGUUUUUAAGAAAGAACUAGUUUUUUUUACGUCCUGUAAGGGCGCCGCCUAGUUUCCAUAGAAAUGUUGACGAUAUGAGGUGAUAAAAAUAAUUUCUCGCUAGUUUUUGUUCUCACCCCUCUGAAAUGGAAAAAUGAAAUGGCUUUCUCAUUUACGGGGUUUUAUAUAUAAGAAAUGUGAUUAAUGAGAACAAUCCAAUAGGUGUGUCUAUUGCUUGUAACAUAAAAUAUGAAGACUAAUCGUAUGGACUAUCGUAUAAAAUAUCGUGAAGACAUUUAAGUGUAGUGUAGUGUAGUGUACGGUUCUGAGUGCUGUAUUGUAACAAAUUAAGAUUUUUAUUUAACUAACAGUAUAGAAAUAAUAAAGUGGGUCGCAA
This is a messenger RNA of Chilo suppressalis (striped riceborer), 1375 nucleotides long. Lineage: Eukaryota; Metazoa; Arthropoda; Insecta; Lepidoptera; Crambidae. The record is from the annotation of a GenBank genome assembly.